This is a messenger RNA of Physella acuta, 549 nucleotides long. Its product is annotated as protein mago nashi homolog 2. The record is from RefSeq and is a predicted model, not a curated record. NCBI's taxonomy places the organism in Eukaryota, Metazoa, Mollusca, Gastropoda, Physidae. Gene Ontology annotation, biological process: RNA splicing. Gene Ontology annotation, cellular component: catalytic step 2 spliceosome; nucleus; exon-exon junction complex.
UAUUCGAAAUGAAAGCUAGUUUUUGUAUUCUUCAAAAUGGCGUCAUCCACAGACUUCUACUUACGUUAUUAUGUUGGCCACAAAGGGAAAUUUGGACAUGAAUUUUUGGAAUUUGAGUUUCGACCUGAUGGUAAGCUUAGGUAUGCUAACAACUCCAACUACAAAAAUGACACCAUGAUCAGAAAAGAGGCUUUUGUACAUAAAUCUGUUAUGGAAGAGUUGAAGCGUAUUAUUGAAGAUUCUGAGAUCAUGCAAGAAGAUGACAGUGCUUGGCCAUCACCAGACAGAGUAGGAAGACAGGAAUUGGAAAUUGUAAUAGGAGAUGAACACAUUUCUUUCACAACAUCAAAGAUAGGAUCAUUGCUGGAUGUCAAUCAGAGCAAAGAUCCUGAUGGUUUGAGAACAUUUUACUAUCUGGUGCAAGAUUUGAAGUGCUUGGUGUUUUCGCUAAUUGGACUCCACUUUAAAAUUAAACCCAUCUAACUGUAUUCCCAUCCUGUCAUUUUAUUCUUCAUCAUUGGUUUCAUUAAAAUGUUUUUAAUUUUACAA